Microsporum canis CBS 113480 is the source of this 444-nucleotide messenger RNA. RefSeq names its product cytidine deaminase protein 2. The record is from RefSeq and is a predicted model, not a curated record. Gene Ontology annotation, molecular function: cytidine deaminase activity; zinc ion binding. Lineage: Eukaryota; Fungi; Ascomycota; Eurotiomycetes; Onygenales; Arthrodermataceae. Gene Ontology annotation, cellular component: cytosol. The transcript is spliced from 5 exons. The coding region runs from base 1 to 444 and encodes 147 amino acids.
AUGCCAUUUACAAUCACCGAUGCAGAGAUAGAGACCCUCGGCCAGAAGGCCAUUGCGGCCAAAGACCGUGCCUACUGCGUAUACUCCAAGUUCCGUGUUGGUGCAUGUCUUCUUACUGAGAGCGGGGAGUUUAUCACCGGUGUCAACGUCGAGAAUGUCAGUUACCCGGUUGGCGUAUGUGCUGAGCGAUGCGCGAUGGGGACUGCAGUGGCGGCUGGCCAUACCAGGUUCAAGGCCAUUGCUGUAGCUACCGAUAUCACUCCCGGAGCUUCCCCGUGUGGCAUGUGUCGGCAGUUAGAGCCUCGAUGGGGUAAAUCGGUUGUCACCAGCAUGCGUCAAUUCUGUCCUUUGGAUUUUCCAGUCUACAUGUAUGAUGGACAGGGGAAGUAUACACUGCAGACCAUGGGAGAGUAUCCGCUAUUAGUUGCUUCCGGCAUCCUUUAG